Molecule: messenger RNA, 2244 nt
Organism: Brettanomyces nanus
Lineage: Eukaryota; Fungi; Ascomycota; Pichiomycetes; Pichiales; Pichiaceae
Exons: 1
Coding region: 1-2244 (747 amino acids)
Biological process (GO): maturation of SSU-rRNA
Cellular component (GO): Noc4p-Nop14p complex; small-subunit processome; nucleolus
Source: RefSeq, a predicted model, not a curated record
AUGAGUCGGGGAAAACGAGAAGAUGCAAGAUCAAAAAGUAGAACAGUUGGAAAACCGGGAAUCUCAAAGCAAAUUGGACAGGAACGAAGAAAAGUUGAGUAUGAAGCACGAACGGCAAGGAAGAAUAAGAGUGGAGGUAUCAUAGAUAAGAGAUUCGGUGAGAGUAAUAAGGAGAUGACCAAUGAAGAGAAGAUGUUGGAGAGAUUCACUAAAGAGAGAUUGGCACAUGCUUCAAAGUAUUCACUCGCAGAUGAUGAAGAUAGCGAUAAUGAUACUCUCACUCAUUCUGGACAUUCACUAUCAGGUAAGGUACAGAAGGAUGAAGGAGAUGAAGGAGAGUUCUUUUCUAAGAAGAGAGAGAUAGACGAGAAUGAAACACCGCCGGAUCAACCUGCAAGAAAGAAAACGAAAGCAGAAGUGAUGAAGGAAGUGAUAGCAAAGUCCAAGUAUUACAAGCACUUGAGGCAAGAAGAGCAUGCUAAGUUGCAGCACCAGGUUUCUGAAUUGGAUGAGAACUUUAACGAUGUUAUGACAGAUUUGAAAGACACCACGAAGAAAGCUACUCCAACUUCUAAGGAGGAGAAGACAGGCAUUGAUAUUGCCUAUGAUAAAAAGGUGAAGCAAGUGCAACUAUCAGGAAGAGCUGCUCCUGCAGAUAGGACAAAGACAGCAGAGGAGAUUGCUCAAGAAAAGAAGGAAAAUCUAGAAAGACUUGAGAACCAGCGAUUACGGAGAAUGCAAGGAGAAUUGGAAAACCAAGAAGAGCAUGCAGAUGAUUUGGAUGACGAAUUCUGGGCGGGAAGCGAUGAAGACGUAGCCAAUGGAUUAGCCGUGAAUGCUGAAGAUGCACCAGUAAGUGCAGAAGAUCUCACAGAUACUACUCUUGGAGAUUCCAGUGCUACCAUCACCAUUGGAGGAAAGGUCAUCCGUUUCGGAAGUACUGAUACAGGUCUUAUCUGUCCGCAAAAAUUGGACGAAUUCCUCGGUCUUGUGGGUGAUAAAUCGUACGAAGAAGUAAUUCCGUUGAUCAAGCAGGUGUUCAAAAAAUACCAACCUAAGCUACGUGAGGGAAACAAAGAAAAGAUCGGUGUUUUCAUCGGUGUCUUGAUAGACUAUAUUCUGAAACUUGAGGAUGAUGGAUGUAAGGAGGCCAAUAAGAGUCAGUAUAUUCAUCUUAUGGAGUUCAGCAUCAAAUUGAUCCGCGAUUUGUCUGAGAAGUUCCCCGAGAAACUCUUGGACCACUUCAGAACGCAUCUACAGUCAGCCCAGGAUAGAAUUGAGUCUCGGGACCACCAUAAAUACCCAUUGAGGUCUGAUUUGGUUCUAUAUACAAUGGUGGGACGUUCUUUCUCGACAUCAGAUAUGUAUCAUCUUAUCGUAACGCCUGCUCUAGUGCUUCUGGGAGAGUCUCUUGAGUUCAUGAAGAUAGACAAGCAUAUCACAGAUUUAUUCGCAGGAAUCUACAUAUGCGAUUUGCUAAUUCAAUAUGAGAGAAUCGCUAAAAGAAUCGUUCCAGAAGUGAUCAACUUCUUAGAAAGAGUUCUAUUAACUCUGGUUCAAGACCCAGAUAAGAUUCUGCAUUCCGAAAAGCUUGCAACGUGCGUCAAGCAGCCUACUAGAACUAAGUUCACUCUCUCAAUAGAGACUGAAUUGCCAGCGGAUUUGCAAACAUUAAGUCUAUCCAACUGGAUGGAUGUCUCGCAGAGUCAAUGUGCGUCUUUGCUUCUCAAAACUGUUUCUUUGCUAGACCAGUACGUGAGUCUCUUCAUAGAAACAUCCUCCUUCAUAGAGAUAUCCACUCCAUUUGUAGUGCUUCUCAGACAUAUGGUGGUGUAUCAUGCUUCAACUCCACUUAUUCCUUCGCUUCUCAAAAAGAUCGAAAACAUAAGAAGAAUCGCAUCGAAUGAAAGAGAACCACUUCAGUUACAGUCACACAGACCCCUCUCGAUCCCCACGUACGCUCCCAAGUUCGAGGAGAAUUACAAUCCAGAUAGAAAGUUCUAUGAUCCAGAUAGAACCAGGCAAGAAGUGGGUAAAUUGCAACACCAGAUUAAGGAGGAAAAGAAGCAAAACAUGCGUGAACUCAGAAGACAAACCGAAUUUGAGGCCAGAGCUCACAUUAAUGAGAAGAAAGAAGAGUACAAAAAGUACCAUGAGAAGAUGGCUAAGAUCGUUAAUAGCAUUCAAACGCAAGAGGGUACUGCCAAAAAUGAGUAUGAAAGGGAAAAGAGAAGAAGAAAGUGA